Messenger RNA from Xyrichtys novacula (pearly razorfish), 2550 nucleotides. NCBI's taxonomy places the organism in Eukaryota, Metazoa, Chordata, Actinopteri, Labriformes, Labridae. The record is from the annotation of a GenBank genome assembly.
AGCUGACAUUGACAUUGACACAUUGAAAACCCAAUUCUUUCAUUAUUCAUGUCAGUUUGUGGCAGCUGUAAUCUUUUCUUUUUUGUUUGUUAAGAAACAGUUUUGUAAAAAUAACUAAGGGGAGGGCUCUAAGGAAAUCGUUUCAGUACAGUGAUUCAUUCAAGUAACCAGUUCAUCCUGAAAUUUCGCUCAGCAGAGCGAAAAUUUUAUAAUUCCUCUGUUUUUCAGCCUGUGUUUCAGCCUAACCAGUAGGUGGCAGCAGCGGAUGUGACAAACUCUUCAUGAGACUGGAAUUAGAUGAGAAGAAGAAGACGGGGAGAACUUUCUGCGGAAGUGUCGCUGGUACAGUUGGUAAGCCAUGUGACAAUGUUUUCAUAACUUCAUGUUUAACACCCACGAUUCUGCUUUAGUGUCAUUUACCUGAGCGGACACUGUGUUUGUGUGACUGUAGGUAGUGCCGGUGUGUUUGUGCUCCUCCACCUGUCCUUCCAGUAGCGGUCUCCGGUCACAGUCAUGCAGCGUGCCCCGCAGACUCGCGCCCUGUUCGGUGGAGCUCUCUCGGCCGUCUUCCCUCAAAGCUCCGUGGACACCAGCGAGCUGAGGGAGAUCCCGGACAACCAGGAGGUGUUCGCCCACGCCCACACUGACCAGAGUCUGAUUAUUGAGCUGGUGGAGUUCCAGGCUCAGGUGGCAGACCAGGACGCCGCCAGGUACCACUUUGAGGACAUCGCAGGCAGUAACAAAGCAACAGAGCCAGGUGCUUUCCAGGUGACAACUGUGGUGCCUGUGUCCCAGUCUGAGCUGUCCCUGUCGGACUGCAGCUCCGCCUGGAUCCUCACAGGGAUUCAGAGUGUGUCCAAAUUUAACGAAGAUGCUAAAAACACGGUGACCCUGCAUCUGGCUUUGCUCCGCCUGCCUCAGUUCUCCACAGACAUCCUGAUCAGCUUCAAUGACCCCCAGAGCAUCAGCCCGGACAGCAGCAGUGCAGCCUCGGAGGAGACACAUCGAGAACCAUGGACCCUGCAGGACUUCCAGCGCCUGGUGCAGACUCUGACCCUGCACGACCCCGGUCUGUUCGGGUAGAACAAAUUUGAAGCUCCCCUCUGUGGAGCUUCACCUGAGACUUGACCUGGAUUUUCAUGCCUAGUUGAACAUUUGAGGAUGGAGCUGAACUUCAACAACUCAUAAUCUGGUAAUUCUGUUGCUGCCAUGAUGACUCUAUCAGGAGUACCUGCUCUACUCUCUUUUAGUCUUUGACUGACAGUCAAACACAAUGUGCUCUGCAGAUAUUUUUGUCAUUCCAUGUUUUAGAUUAAAAGAAAAUGUUCGAAGUUUUUGCUUUUAUUUGUAAAACUCUUGAUUUACAGAUAUUAUAUGUAGCACUGUUGGAUCUUUCACAGAUCAUAUUAAUAUGAUCAGUUCACUAUGAGAUUUUUCAAGGUUUGCUCCAAAAUGCCAUGACUUUCCCUGAGUGUGUUUUGACUAAAGCUGCAAAAAUGUAAUUAAUUUAGGAUCAUGCUGUUGAAAGAGCACAUGUCGAAAGUUUCCUCUUUCCAGUUUCUAACAUGACUCUUUAGUGACUGGCAAAUAUAAUUUUGUUAUCAGGAUAGGUGUGAAACAUAUCCAUAAAAAAAUUAAAGACUAACCACAGAGACACACAUCUGACAGUAUUUCAAAAUACUCAGCUUCAUAUCUGAUUGUAAAAACAGCUAUAACAAAAAAUAAUAACAGGACUAAUCUAUUAAAAGUCUGUUAAAACUGAAGCCUCAUGACGUCAAUUAUACAUUUUCUUUUAUAACAAAUUCUUUCAUUUUACAGUCUGGGCCAAGGCAAUAAAACAGUGACCUUUAUUUAACUUUAUUUGUGUCCUCAUGAGGUAGUUGAUAUGGCAGCAAGUGAAAAAGAAACAUAUAAUACAGAGAGUCGGGUGUCCAAAGGGGAGGUAUAAGACAGAGUACUGAACCAACAGUAGAUAUUGGGACACAAUCAGUGAAAGGUUACAAAAGAGGAUACAUUACUGUGUAAAAAAUAUAGAUAGCAGCAUCUAGAAUCACAUCAUAGAAUACCAGUCAAGAGCGGCUCUUCCCACUCUGUUCUGAGUUUAAAGAGAAAAUGGCUGUAUGGAUGAAGGAGUGCUUAUACCUGUUACUUUUAACAGGUGGAAAUCUGAGUCCAGAACCAGGGGGCAAAACUGUAACCCAGAAUGUAAAGGAUAGAAGCUGUCAGAGAGAAUAGCCUUAGCUUUCCUGAUUAUCUGCCAAUGGAACAGGUCUGAUAAGGUACACUGUAGAACUCCCAAGAUCUUACUGCCUGUUGUUAUCACUUUGCUUUGUGUGUUUUUUGACUCAGUGUUGAGGUUGCCAAACCAGCAGAGAAGAGAGAGGGUCAGCUCAGAUUCAAUAUAUGAUAUUUAAAAUAAAAUCACCAAUCUGAAACUUAAAUCAUUUUCUUAGGACAGUCAUUGCUGGCCUUUUUUGUGCAGAGCCUCAGAGUCACAUGUAGAAUUGAUUAUCCACAAUAGUCACGAGAUAUUAAUAAUAUUCAGCAGUA